GUCACCAACUCCCACUUGCUUCCCAACAAGAAAAUAGAAUGUGGAAAUUUGGGUUUAUGCUAUUAAAAUAUUAAUAUCUUUCACAAUACAAGUAGUAGAGGGACUAUUUAUCUUCCUCCAAUUUGUCCUUUUGGAUCUCUCCUGGUCCAGGGAACAUUGUCUUACUUUUUACACUUUGACAUUUAGGGGGUCUAUCAUUGCAACUAUUAGUCUAUGAAAAAACUUUCUUCUUCAACUAAAGCCCAUGAAAGAAAUGGCUUACAUCUUUUAAUGUAAGGAGAAAAAGAAAAAAGAAAAGAGGAAAAAAAAAAGCCCCCUCCAUAUCAAAAGAUAGUAGAUUUACAGAAUAAACUAGCUUCAAAGAGAAGCUCACUGGUCAAAAGCCGCAUCUUUUUGCAGCCGUAUUCGUCGGUUUUAUGCAACACCAUUUUUAGCUCUCUGCUUUGUUCAGACUUUAUUAGCAGCAAAUGAAUGGCUACUUCCUGGAAGCUCUGACUUUUGCAAAAUGCAAGAAGCCAAGUGAAGCUUGGAAGCCUAAUUAGAAGUCUCAAAUAACCCCUUUGGUCUUUUAGACUAGUGGGUCUAUUUCGUUUCUUAAAACAUUUCCAUCUGACCACUCCACUUGUUCUGUUCUGGACUAUUUUGAGAUGGGAUUUGAAGGUGGUGGAGAUGGUAAAAUGCCAGGAUUGAAAGUGAUUCCAAAGCACAAGCGCUCUGUGAGUUUUCCUGAUAAGAAAGGAGUUGGGGGAGAUGAAUUGGAUUGUUCCAUGGAAGCAGCAAACCGUGCAAAACUGGAUGUGGGGAAGGUGAAAGACUGUAUUGCUACCAAGAAGCAAUCUCCUAAGGCAGAAGCGCACGACUCUUUGAAACAAGAGAUUCUACAUCUUGAGAAAAGAUUACAAGACCAAUUUCAGGUCCGCUGCGCUUUAGAAAAAGCAUUGGGUUAUAGAUCUUCAACCCUUGAUCAUACAGAUGACGCUGCCAUUCCCAAGCCAGCCACAGAACUAAUCAAGGAGAUUGCAGUGCUAGAACUGGAAGUUGUGCAUUUGGAACAAUAUCUUCUCUCCUUAUACCGGAAAGCAUUUGAUGGACAAGUAUGCUCUAUGUCUCCAUCAAAGGAUGAAAGGUUAAAAUCACCUCUUACUACCCCCAGAAGAAGGUUGUUUGAGAUCUCCCAACCUGAUAUGAUAUCAAAGGGGGAAAGUUCAGCUGUCCAAUCUGGUUGUCAGUUCCGUGGAAAUAUAUUGGAAGAAUCCAAUGGAAUUGGAGGAGAGGAGAAGCUUUUAGAUUCAAAUGUUCACCGUUGUCACUCCUCACUUUCGCAGCGUUCUGCUUUUUCAACUAGAGCUACUCCAACGGAUGAGUCUUUGGUUAAAGCUUUGCGUGCAUGUCAUUCCCAACCAUUAUCCAUGAUGGAGUAUGCUCAAAAUUCUUCAUCAAAUUUAAUUAGUCUAGCAGAGCAUCUUGGUACUUGCAUUUCUGAUCAUAUACCAGAGACACCCAACAGGAUUUCAGAGGAUAUGAUUAAAUGCAUGUCAAAUAUAUAUUGCAAGCUUUCAGACCCUCCCUUGACAAAUAAUGGCCUUUCAUCUCCCAAUUCAUCAUUGUCAUCAAUGAGUGCGUUUUCCCCUAUGGAGCAAAGCGAUAUGUGGAGUCCAGGCUUCAGGAAUAAUUCUUCUUUUGAUGUACGAUUGGAUAAUCCUUUUCAUGUGGAAGGACUCAAAGAGUUUAGUGGGCCAUACAGCACAAUGGUUGAAGUGCCAUGGAUUUAUAGAGAUAGUCAAAAGUUAGGUGAUAUCGAGGACUUGCUACAAAACUUCAGAUCACUAAUUAGUCGACUAGAGGAAGUUGAUCCAAGGAAGUUGAAACGUGAAGAGAAGCUUGCAUUCUGGAUCAACGUACACAAUGCUUUGGUGAUGCAUGCAUUUUUGGCUUAUGGCAUUCCACAAAACAAUGUAAAGAGGGUAUUUUUACUGUUGAAGGCUGCAUAUAAUAUUGGGGGUCAUACAAUCAGUGCAGACACGAUACAGAGUUCUAUCCUAGGUUGUCGUAUGUCUCGUCCUGGACAGUGGAUUCGCUUGUUGCUUUCUCCGAGAACAAAAUUCAAGACUGGAGAUGAACGACAAGCAUAUGCGAUUGACCAUCCAGAACCCCUUUUACAUUUUGCACUCUGUUCGGGAAGCCAUUCUGACCCUGCGGUUCGUGUAUACACACCCAAGAGAGUAGUACAAGAACUGGAAGCUGCAAAAGAAGAAUACAUUAGAGCUACCUUCGGCGUAAGGAAGGACAAGAAGAUUCUUCUACCAAAGAUAGUUGAGUCAUUUGCAAAGGAUUCAGGUUUAUGUCCUGCUGGUGUGUUGGAGAUGAUCCAACAGACAUUGCCAGAAUCUCUAAGGAAAAGUGUUAAGAAAAGUUUGCAGGCUGGGAAGUCCCGCAAGACCAUCGAAUGGAUUCCUCAUAAUUUUGCUUUCCGGUAUCUAAUCUUCAAAGAGUUGGUCAAGUGAAAAAUGUUUUGCAUGGGAUCUCUUCUGUUUUGAACACAUUCCAUUAUCUGCAUUGUUUCUGUGGUUUUUAUAACAGAAGAUUUUAUGUAUCAUUUUGUACAAAGUAGAAGAAAACAAAAAAGAAAAAAAAAAAAAAAGUAAAAUAGGAAAAGAAUGGUGCGUGCGAAAUCUGCGGCAUUUUUGCAUCCGUAUUUUGUAAUCUCCAUCCUAGGAUGUUAUGACAAUUUUUUGUGAUUGCUG
Molecule: messenger RNA, 2744 nt
Organism: Ziziphus jujuba (common jujube)
Lineage: Eukaryota; Viridiplantae; Streptophyta; Magnoliopsida; Rosales; Rhamnaceae
Exons: 12
Coding region: 648-2504 (618 amino acids)
Source: RefSeq, a predicted model, not a curated record